UCUCUACCUUGACGGAUGCUUUGCAAAGCACAUAGAAAUUCGGGUUGCAAGCCUUACUCGCUACACAAUAACCUUAAAAUAAGUCGACUCAAACGUUCAUUUAAUGAAUCUGUUACUCUCGGGACCAUGGCAGAAACAACGCUGCUAUUCAAUAAAUGAUCAGAACCAGUCGUCGCAGGAUGUUGACAUACGAACAAGUACCACCAUCUACUCUGCUGCUUCCAGAAACCGCUGCUCGAGACAAAGCUAAGAACAUUUUCGUCAUAUGCGGACCAGCUGGAUGCGGCAAGACUACUAUAGCCAAAGCACUGUUCCAAGAAUAUGGAUUCCCUUUCGUGGAAAGUGAUGACUACCAUUCAAAAGCCAACAAUGAAAAAUUGAUCCUUGGCCUUCCGUUAUGUGACACAGACAAGUGGGAUUGGCUCAUUGCUGUUCGCGAGGCGGCACUUGAGAAGCUGGCGAUCGAGUGCUCGACUGUCAUUGUCGACUGCAGUACACUGAAGCGUAAAUACCGGGAUGUUCUCCGCGUAGCUGGAGUUGAUAACAAACACGUCCAGGUACACUUCGUGCUACUUAAUGCAGCUGAACAGAUUUUGAGGGACCGUAUUGCGACAAGGAAAGGACAUUAUAUCACAGCGGGUGUGGUAAGAAGACAAGUCGAUGAGUUAGAAAUGCCAUCCCCUAAUGAGCAUGAUGUCUACAUACUGGAUGGCAACGGAACUAUCGAGCAAGUUAAAUCAAGAGCAAUUCUUCUAGUAAGACAAUUGAUGAAAGAUGAGAAAUAACUACGGGACAAAAGACACCCUCGUAGAGCCCGGCGAGGAGGGACACAAGGUUUGAAUUUGG
Messenger RNA from Verruconis gallopava, 846 nucleotides. RefSeq lists its product as uncharacterized. Gene Ontology annotation, cellular component: cytoplasm. The transcript is spliced from 2 exons. The record is from RefSeq and is a predicted model, not a curated record. NCBI's taxonomy places the organism in Eukaryota, Fungi, Ascomycota, Dothideomycetes, Venturiales, Sympoventuriaceae. Bases 156 to 785 code for a protein of 209 amino acids. Gene Ontology annotation, molecular function: gluconokinase activity.